Molecule: messenger RNA, 2011 nt
Organism: Daucus carota subsp. sativus
Lineage: Eukaryota; Viridiplantae; Streptophyta; Magnoliopsida; Apiales; Apiaceae
Product: protein DETOXIFICATION 21-like
Exons: 9
Coding region: 342-1814 (490 amino acids)
Biological process (GO): xenobiotic detoxification by transmembrane export across the plasma membrane
Cellular component (GO): membrane
Molecular function (GO): xenobiotic transmembrane transporter activity; antiporter activity
Source: RefSeq, a predicted model, not a curated record
GCAAACGAAGUUUCUGGACAUCAUCUGUGAGUGUAUGUAUGUAGUAAUAAGUUUUUGUGUAUUGAUUUUAUGAUAUUUGUUACUGAUUCAAAUAUCACCUUUUAGUCUCUUGUGGGUUUCAGUUUAUUAGCUGUAUUGCUUAAAGUGAAAUUCUUUUCUAAGGCCAAUUCACUGGUAGAUACCUUAUGAUUUGAUAAAAUUUCAAGGUGUAAUUUAUUCUACAAAGAAGGUCAUUUCUGCAAGGUUUUUAAGUUUAGUGUAUAAAUUACGUACUAUUGCUCCGUUUGGGGAAUGAGGUAGGAAUGGAACGAAGAAUCAUUCGAAGAUACAAGUAAGCAGACAUGGAAGGAAGUAUGAACGAAAAUUUGCUGAGAAAAGUUCAAACAGCAACAGAUGUUGAGGAGAAAGUGACACUUAAAGACAGAAUAUGGAUCGAGACCAAGAAGAUGUGGAUUGUGGCUGGUCCUGCCAUAUUCACGAGAUUUUCAACAGCUGGAGUUACCGUCAUUAGCCUAGCUUUCAUUGGCCACAUUGGAUCCACAGAGCUUGCUGCCUAUGCUCUGGUGUCGACUGUUUUGUUAAGAUUUGCAAAUGGCAUACUGGUGGGCAUGGCUAGUGCAUUGGAAACACUAUGUGGCCAAUCAUAUGGUGCCAAUCAAUAUGAUAUGCUUGGUGUAUAUCUUCAAAGAUCAUGGCUUAUCCUGUUCUUAUGCUCAGUUGCCCUAUUACCAGUAUUUAUCUUCACAACACCAAUUUUAAUAGCUCUGGGACAAGAUGAAAUAAUUGCGGAAGUGGCAGGAACCAUUUCACUCUGGUUGAUCCCUGUGAUAUUUUCCUAUGCUGUAUCUUAUACCUGUCAAAUGUUCCUCCAAGCACAGAGCAAGAAUAUGAUUAUCGCAUACUUGGCAUUACUUUCACUGGCGACCCAUGUUUUCCUCUCGUGGUUUUUAAUUGUAAAAUACAAUUUUGGACUUAGUGGUGCCAUGAUUUCUACAAUUUUGGCAUUUUGGAUUCCGAAUAUAGGUCAACUAGUUUAUCUUUUUGGUGGGUGGUGCCCAGAUACUUGGAAAGGAUUUUCAAUGUUGGCCUUUAAGGAUCUCUGGCCUAUUAUCAAGCUUUCUUUGUCAUCUGGGGUUAUGCUCUGCCUUGAACUCUGGUACAGCACAAUACUAAUUCUUUUAACAGGAAACAUGAAGAAUGCGGAGGUUGCCAUUGAUGCUCUUUCUAUUUGCCUUAAUAUUAAUGGUUGGGAAAUGAUGAUAGCUCUUGGUUUCCUGGCUGCAGCAAGUGUACGAGUCUCAAAUGAGCUUGGAAGAGGAAGCUCCGAAGCUGCAAAGUUCGCCAUCUGGCAGAUAGUGCUGACAUCAUCUGCAAUUGGAUUUUUACUGUUUCUUUUUUUCUUGUUCUUUCGGGGACGGUUGGCUUACAUAUUUACAGAGAGUAUUGACGUUGCUGCUGCAGUUGCUGAUCUGUCACCUCUACUGGCUUGCUCUAUACUGCUGAAUAGCAUACAACCAGUUCUUUCGGGUGUCGCUGUUGGGGCUGGUUGGCAAAGCACUGUAGCAUAUGUGAACAUUGCAUGCUAUUACUUGAUCGGAAUUCCAGUUGGGGUCGUGCUUGGUUAUGUUCUUGACUUGCAAGUUAAAGGUGUUUGGAUUGGGAUGCUGUUCGGCACACUCAUUCAAACUAUUGCUCUUAUGAUAAUUACUUGCAAGACAGACUGGGAGAAACAGGUAUCGGUUGCUAAACAACGUGUUAACAACUGGUCUGUUGACUCUAGCCAACAACCUAAUGCAGACGAGCAAAAUGCAUGAAACUGGAAGGUUUUACUUAUUAAUUGUAUUGCUGGGAGAGUUCCCAGCUGAGAUGCACACUGAUUUGAUUUAAAAGUAGCAGUGUCAAUCACAACAUGGUAGGGUGCAUUUUUUUUACAGAUGAAACAGUUUUAAUGUGGAGUUUUAAGAUACAGAUGAAGUGAAGUUUAAAUGGGCGAUGAUAUUUUGUUUGAACA